AUGAAGCUUGCAGGUUUUCUCCUUCUGUUCCUCCUCACAGAUAGAAGUACCUACAGUCACUCAGAGAAACCAGAGCUCCUUGAUGAUCAACAGAGGUCAAAUCACAGCUUUGGGGGAGAUGGAAGUACCUCCAAUAGCUCAGAGAAACUAGAGCUUGAUGAUCAACAGAAGUCAGAUCAGAGCGUUGAGGGAGGUGGAAAUACCUCAGAUUACUCAAAUGUUUAUGAUGAGGAUACGGACCACAACAAAGAUGCUGUAGAUAAGGUGAACUGCAGUUAUCAGAUUUUGUUUAACCACCUGAACCUGACCAAAAACAUGGAGCUGUACACCAUGGUCCGACCUGACUUCAAUGAGAUUACACACAUACACCUUCAAAUGUCACUCUAUUGUAUCUUUGAUGUGAGAGAGACCGACCAGACUUUCAUUUCUUUCGUGUGGAUUUAUAUGGCCUGGAGCAAUAAAUACAUUCAGUGGCAUCCAUCUAACUUUUGUGGACUUGAAAAAGUAGUAGUUCCUAAAGAAUUAUUGUGGAGGCCAGAUAUAACUAUUGAAGAGAUGACAGAGGAAGACAAGUCCCCCCCGACUCCUUUUCUCACCUUACAAUGGGAUGGUAAGGUUGAAUUUAGGAAUGAUCUGGUGCUGGUCAGCUCGUGCUGGAUGCAAAUUUUCAAAUUCCCUUUCGACAUUCAGAGCUGCAACCUGUCUUUCAAGUCUGGUGUAUACUCUGAUAAAGAACUAAAGUUUGAUGUAGACCUCAAUGUUACAAAGCUCACACGAUGGUCUCAUGAAUUGAUGCGGACCGAGUAUGAGUGGCUCUUCAUCAACAUAAGUGCCGAAGAGAAAACUGUCAACAAUUUUAGCUACAACCAAAGCAUGGUCGUUUACACUAUCAAGAUGAGGAGGCGGUCUGUCCUCUACAUCAUCAAUUUCAUACUACCCGUCCUGUUCUUCUUCUGUCUGGACUUUGCCUCCUUCCUGAUGUCGGACACCGGAGGCGAGAAGGUUGGCUUCAAGGUCACUGUGCUGCUUGCUGUUACUGUGAUGCAGCUUAUUCUCAAUGACAUUCUGCCAUCCUCUUCAGACAGGAUUCCACUUAUAGCGGUCUACUGCAUUGGGAUAUUUGGUUUGAUGCUUCUGAGCCUCUUGGAGACGAUUUUGAUCAAGUAUCUGGUGGAGAAGGACUCUGCAUCCCAAGACAAUGAUGCCGAUGAAGACCAAAGCCUGAGUGAGGACUGUGGAGACAAACAGGGCAAAGACAAUUGUGAUGGAGAGGUGAAGAAAUGGAAUCACUGUGCCUGUGUCUGUGAUGUGUCUGCUGACGAACCUCCAUCUGAACUGCUGUCAGUGGCCAAAGAGGGUAGUAGCAGCCAACUGAUGGAGUGCAGUGUCUUGGAGAAGGUCUCGGAUGAGCUGACAGCAGUGCAGAAAACAUUGACUCUGCUCCUCAACAGCAGGAAGGAAGAAGGGAAGCCUGGCUACUGGACCAGAGUGACUAAAACCAUCAACAAAGUUUUCUUCAUUUUCUACAUCACAUCAGCAAGUGUGUUUUUAAUUAUUAUCUUUUCAAUAUGGGCGAAUGGAGAUUACAAGUAGUGCUCAAGUUUAAAAAUACAAUUUGGUCAUUUUUCAUGGAUGCUAACACAACUGUACUCUGUGUUCACACCUGUAGUUCACUUUCACUGGUCUGGGCCAAAGAAAACAAUGACCUAUUGUUGCUCAAACAAACCGUUAUGACUAGUCUUCAUCACAAAGUCUCUGCAAUGAAAUGAUUCACAUUACUAUUAAUAAUCAAUGUUGGCUUACACUACGCAGACACUGUGCUUUGUUAUUUAUCUUUGACACAGAGAGCAGUCCCACUGAACAUAUUAAGGCUCAUUUAUGGUCCCUUUACGUACAAAAAUGUAUACGUCCGUUUCAAACGAUGUUACCGUCACUGCCCACAUACUUCCAUGCGUCCUUUACGUUGGCAUGGAUGUUAACCAAUACAUCCACCAGGAGGCAGCCCAGCGUCAAAAGUUUAUGACAACAACAAACUCAAAAACAAACAUGGCGACUGUGGAGGAGAUAUUGAUAAUGUACCUCUUGCAUAAAAGACAAAAACAGAGGCAGCGUUGUAGGAGGCGGUGGUCGGUGAGGCCGUUAAAUACAUCGCGACUGGAGGACGGAGAAUUCUUUUCUCUAGUACUGCCGAUGAGAGAAAUUGAAUUGUUAUUUCUUCUUCGUGUCUCACUAGAGCUACGUAUCGGGUAGUGACAGCAACACUGCCCCCACGGUUCCCGGUGGUACUGCUCCGUUUGGCCCGUAUCCGUAAGCUUUAUGGAAACGUGCAGAAAUACGGACGAAAUGAACGCAGAGCACGGACAGAAGGCUCCGUCCGUAUCCGGAUCCGUAUUUAACGUUGAGCAUAAA
This is a messenger RNA of Epinephelus moara (kelp grouper), 2409 nucleotides long. Its product is annotated as 5-hydroxytryptamine receptor 3A-like. Bases 1 to 1593 code for a protein of 530 amino acids. Gene Ontology annotation, molecular function: transmembrane signaling receptor activity; neurotransmitter receptor activity; extracellular ligand-gated monoatomic ion channel activity. The record is from RefSeq and is a predicted model, not a curated record. Gene Ontology annotation, biological process: monoatomic ion transmembrane transport; chemical synaptic transmission; nervous system process. Gene Ontology annotation, cellular component: neuron projection; membrane; synapse. NCBI's taxonomy places the organism in Eukaryota, Metazoa, Chordata, Actinopteri, Perciformes, Serranidae. The transcript is spliced from 13 exons.